AUGAACACCGAGAACAGUGCUGCUAGAUCGAUCGACCGCGUUUCGGUAAAAGUGCCAGUCUUCAUCCCGUCGGAUCCAGAACUAUGGUUUUCCAUAUUGGAAGGCAGUUUUGACGCUGCGGGAAUUGUGCAGGACAACACCAAGUUCGGGUACGCGUUAAGUGGUUUAGAUCAAAAAUACGCCCUCGAAGUUCGCGACAUUAUUGUGAAACCGCGCAGCGAACGGUCCUACGAACUACUAAAAAGCGAACUUAUUAAACGUAUGGGUGCAUCACAGGAGCAAAAUACAAGACGGCUACUGGAAAAUGAACCACUUGGCGAUCGCAAACCGACGCAGUUCCUACGUCAUUUGCGUAACCUUGCAGGAGGUGACUUCCCCGAAGAAGUUCUACAGACCCUCUGGUUAACACGCCUUCCCAAACAUAUCCAGGCCUUAUUGGCUGCACAUAAAGACCUACCACUGGAAAAGAGAGCAGAGAUCGCUGACACCAUAAUAGAAACUUAUGGACAAUUCAACAACGUGGCUGAGAAUUCCACUACAAAUACAGCAGUAAACAGCAGGUUAGAUUUUUUAGAAAAUGCUCUAACCACAGCGCUACAAGAAUUGGCUUCCCUGAAAAUCAACCGUGAACCGCCACACCAGCCUCGGCGUUUCCGGCCGAGAGCACGCUCGCGUUCGCAUUCACGACCCAGGGAAAAUAGGGACAUUUGCUGGUACCAUCUUCGCUUCAGCACUAAUGCAAGGAAAUGUACCAAACCAUGCAGAUUCGAAGCCAACACUCCGGGAAACGACGUGGGCAGUCGUUGA
This is a messenger RNA of Agrilus planipennis (emerald ash borer), 807 nucleotides long. RefSeq lists its product as uncharacterized. The coding region runs from base 1 to 807 and encodes 268 amino acids. NCBI's taxonomy places the organism in Eukaryota, Metazoa, Arthropoda, Insecta, Coleoptera, Buprestidae. The transcript has a single exon. The record is from RefSeq and is a predicted model, not a curated record.